This is a messenger RNA of Meriones unguiculatus (Mongolian gerbil), 936 nucleotides long. Its product is annotated as vomeronasal type-1 receptor 4-like. Gene Ontology annotation, molecular function: pheromone receptor activity. Gene Ontology annotation, biological process: G protein-coupled receptor signaling pathway. Gene Ontology annotation, cellular component: membrane. Lineage: Eukaryota; Metazoa; Chordata; Mammalia; Rodentia; Muridae. The transcript has a single exon. The record is from RefSeq and is a predicted model, not a curated record. The coding region runs from base 1 to 936 and encodes 311 amino acids.
AUGCGCAAGAAUAGAAUGGAUUUCUGGAAUCUGGCUAUCAGAAUAAUUUUCUUAUCACAAACUACAAUUGGACUUCUGGGAAAUUUCUCCCUUAUUUUCUACUAUGUAGCCCUUUACUACGAACAAUGCACACUAAAGCCCACAGAUUUGAUUCUUAUGCACUUAAUGGGGGUCAAUGCCUUGAUCAUUCUCUCUUCAGGAAUUCCUCAAACAAUGGCAGCUUUUGGGUUGAAGCAGUUCUUGAAUGAUUUUCUCUGCAAGCUCCUUCUAUAUUUUCAAGGAUUUUUCAGGAAUUUGUCCAUUGGCACCAUUUGCCUUUUAAGUGUGUUCCAGGCCAUGACAAUCAGUCCCAGGGAAUCCUGCUGGAAGAAUCAUAAUGCUAAAGCUAAAACGUAUAUUGGCUGCUCCAUUUCUUUUCUCUGGAUCUUAUAUGUGUCAAUAAAUUUGACUUUCUCUGUACAUACAUUUAUCAAUAGGGAUGGCAAAAAUGCAACAAGAAAACGAGAUUUUGGAUACUGCUCUAUUGUUGGACGUAAUGAAAUCAGUGACUUACUCUAUACAGCAUUGGUGGUAUGCCCAGAAAUCUUUUUUUCUGUGCUUGUUGCCUGGUCCAGCAUGUCUAUGAUUAUCAUUCUGUACAGACACAAGCUGAGGGUUCAACACAUCCGCAGCACUCACAGUUCCAGCAGAACCUCCCCUGACUCCAGGGCCACCCAGAACAUUCUGCUCCUAGUUUCCACCUUUCUGGUUUUUUAUACUCUCUCCUCCAUCUUUCGAGGCUGCAUUGCUCUUUUGAAUAAUCAAAACUGGUGGCUGAUGAAUAUCACUCCCCUCACUUCUUUGUCUUUUCCAGCCUUUGGACCCUUUGUCCUUAGGAAUCCCUUUUUGACUUUGUCAAGGCUUAUAUGGUCUAAAUCAGGAACCAAAAUGAUUUAG